GACUGCAUAAUGAAUUGGAAACUUGCUUCUGGAAUUGGUCAUGACUUAGAAAGAGUAUCCAAUUCUUAACAUGGAGUUUGGAGUCAAAUUGACUGUCUUUCCAAUUCUUAACAUGGAGUUUGGAGUCAAGUUGACUGUCUUUCCAAUUCUUAACAUGGAUUUUGGAGUCAAGUUGACUGUCUUUCCAAUUCUUAACAUGGAGUUUGGAGUCAAGUUGACUAUCUUUCAUGAAGUGGGGCGAAUCAAAGUCAUCCAUUUCAUUGGAAGGCAUAAAAGAUGGUAACCUGGAGAAAUGAUGCACAUACAUAUAGGAAAAAAACAUUAUAAUUCAUCACUGAAUAGGUCAUAUAUCAGAAUUUUUUUUUGAUAUAUGAAGCCUUGAAUAUUUCUUGUAAGAAGCUUAAAAAACUUCAGCUUUCUUCUGGUCUCUUACUUUUCUUCUAUGAAGUAGAUGAACGGCUAGCAAUAAUUAUUUGUAUGUCUAUAGCUCCAAGGUAGAUCAUAUAGUACUGUGCUUUCAGGUUUGGGGAUAGAACGCCGGAUAUGUUAGCUGUUGUCAAUUGUUGUCGCUGUGAAAGAAAUUUGGCUUAGAGUUAUUUGUUUGUUUAACUUUCAUUUUGGUCGGUUCAAAGAGGAAAAAGGAGGAAACAAAACAAGGUUUAAACAGCUAAUCAUUUACAUUAUAAGGCAAACGCUUGACAUGUGGGCUGUUCUCCCAAUGGCUUAUACAGAAUCAUAGCUUGGCAACACAUGUUUUUUUGCCUCUAAAAAGCGUUUUCUGCGGAGGCUAAUAGUAAAUGCAGUCAUGCACUACAGAGAGAGCAAGGGAUAGAGAGAGAGAGAGAGAGAGAGAGAGAGAGAGAGAGAGACAUUACUGCAUAGCCACAAUUUUUGUCCCAUUUCUUCUUCUUUUACAAAACUGAUGUUGCCUUGCUGAGAGCAUGAUGAGGCAAUCAGUAUAUUCUUCAGAUGGAUAUUAAAAUUGAUUUUCUACUUUUCUUAAGCAUUCAGAGUUUAUUGCAAGUUGGAGAAAAUGGGGAAAAUGAUUUUCUGUUAAAGCCAGGAGGGAGCCUAGAGCAUGGUACUUCAUUGGUGCUGCAAGUAAUGGCGAGGUCAUAAUCUAGAAAUAAGAACAUGAUUCUCUAACUUUUAGGUAGAGGUUAAAAGGUUUCAAGAUUUGGUUGUGGAAAGAAUAGGAAGCUUAACUUUCUGAUAGGAACUAGUUAAAACAACAUUUCCAUAGAAAUGCUAGAAGAGUGGAAUCUCCUGUUAAUUCCUUGCCUUGCUAUAUCAAAAAUGGUUUACUUUCAACUUCUCUCUCAGGUAGUGAUGAUUGAUUCUCUUGCCUGUCAUUUUCUCCUUUUGUACCCAUCUGGUGGGAAAGUCACUAUAUAUUCUGCACAUUUGAUCUAGAAAAAUGAGUUUAUGAACUCAAGGGAAUCCGUGAAAAAUCAUAAUCCAUUAACAUAUAGAAUAGGAUUCUGCGGAUAGAAAAGCAGCGUUGGAUCCUUUUAUGCGCAGUAGAAUUGAGUCUUACAUCACUAACAAUUCUUCUAUAUUAGAGCAAUUAAGUAUUAGCAUCAUUGAUAAGCAAGAAAAGGAAGUGCUAGAGUGCAUUGGAAGAGAGAGGCUCUAACACCAAACAAAGUGAUGGCCGAGUAUGAUUUUCCAUACACAGACUCUUCUGUCUACAAUGCUUCGGGGCCUGAUGAUUGGAGCAGCACAAGCUAUAUAUUGGAUCAUGUAUGCCGGCCAGUCAUCAUUGAUGCUGAAGGGAGGAAAAGGCCAAUUGUUUCCUAUGGUCCACAGCAGAACUCAGAUAUCUAUGUUACAAGAACUGAAACAAUUGUCAAAGAACAUUUUCUUUCACCUUCCUCAGAACAUAAGCAUACUCCUUACACGUCACCUGAGGGUUAUGGAUAUGCUGAAGAAAGGUGGCAGAAACCUUCAGGUCCAGUUAACACGCCUGAGAAGACUGAUGAAUCCCAUACCAGAGUGCAAACUGAGGCUAGCAAACCCAGGUUUGACCCUUUCAGUCAAGCAAACUGGCGUAAGACCACUACAUCCCCAGGCUUUUCUGGCAAUACUGGUGGCCAGAGUAGUGAAUUCAAUGACUUAAGCAACCAUGAUUGGCAAAAAUCUGGCGGUAAUGCAUACCAAAAUGACAACUUUGAUGACUUCUUCAGCAAGCAUAGCAGCGCCAUGGAGCCAUCCAGGGUCGACCAAACCAUAAUACACGGAAUGGUGGAUCACCCAAUUCUACCUACUUCAAGGAACCUGUCAAACCUUCUCGCACUAGUGCUCCAUAUUUCCAGCAUACAGAGAGACUGUUGGCAUCAGGGAAUCCACCCCAACGGAGCCAGCCAUGAUCACCCAUGGCAGGUGGGUCAGGCCAAGUCCUAAAACAUGGGCCUCACCACCUGACUACAUCCUCUCAAAACCAACAAAUGAUAUCAACACAGCCGUAGGGAUUAUGAAAGAAGCAGCCAAGCCUUCUUUCUCUCCUGCUCCAAACUCCAAACCAACAAAUGACAUCAGCAGAAGAGCUUUGGAGAUUUUGGAAGAAGCUGUCAAGCGCCCUUGUUGUCUUCUGGCCCAAACUCCCGGUUUACUGAACCUGGCUUUACAGAAACCAUUGACAGCAUAGAAGCUGCAUGGAGAUAUAAUUUCAAUAUUCCAUCCAGACCAGCCACAAAAGAAGAUAAUUGUAAAACAACCAGGAAAACCAGGAACGGAGAGCUU
Ricinus communis (castor bean) is the source of this 2742-nucleotide messenger RNA. RefSeq lists its product as uncharacterized. Lineage: Eukaryota; Viridiplantae; Streptophyta; Magnoliopsida; Malpighiales; Euphorbiaceae. The record is from RefSeq and is a predicted model, not a curated record.